UCGCAUUCAGAAUCAUUUCCCCGUUCCCGUUUUCUUCGUGUCAAAAAUCCUCAGCAAAAUGGUCCAGAAGAAAACAGAACUCAAAGGUUUCCACCGGUCCUUCAAGGGGCAGAACCCAUUCGACCUGGAAUUCGCCCAGACAAGUCACCUGGAAUCCGUCUUCAACUUCGAGUGCCCAGCCCGCCCCGACAUGCCUUCAAGUCAACCCAUCGAUAUCCCCGACGCCAAGAAGAGGAACAAGAAGAAGAAACGGUGCAGAGCUACAGACAGCUUCUCAGGGCGGUUUGAAGAUGUUUACCAGCUGCAGGAUGAGGUGCUCGGGGAAGGAGCCCACGCUAGAGUCCAGUCCUGCGUUAAUCUCAUCACCAACAAGGAGUAUGCAGUGAAGAUCAUUGAGAAGCGCCUUGGACACAUCCGGAGCCGUGUGUUUCGGGAGGUGGAGAUGCUGUAUCAGUGCCAAGGACACAGAAACGUCUUGGAGCUGAUAGAGUUCUUUGAAGAGGAAGACAAAUUCUACCUGGUGUUUGAGAAGAUGCGAGGAGGCUCCAUCCUGACCCACAUCCACAGGAGGCGCCACUUCAAUGAGCUGGAGGCCAGCGUGGUGGUGCAGGACAUAGCCAGUGCCCUUAACUUCUUGCACAACAAAGGGAUAGCGCACAGGGAUUUGAAACCUGAAAACAUUCUCUGUGAGAGUCCCAAUCAGGUUUCCCCAGUGAAGAUCUGUGAUUUUGAUCUGGGAAGUGGUAUUAAAUUAAACGGUGAUUGUUCCCCCAUCUCUACCCCGGAGCUGCUCACACCAUGUGGCUCAGCAGAGUACAUGGCUCCUGAAGUGGUGGAGGCCUUCAACGAGGAGGCUUCCAUCUAUGAUAAGCGCUGCGACCUGUGGAGCCUGGGUGUCAUCCUGUACAUCAUGCUGAGUGGCUACCCGCCCUUCGUGGGCCACUGCGGCACCGACUGCGGCUGGGACCGUGGUGAAGCGUGCCAGACCUGUCAGAACAUGCUAUUCGAGAGUAUCCAGGAAGGGAAGUAUGAAUUUCCUGACAAGGACUGGGCCCACAUUUCUUUUGGAGCCAAAGACCUAAUUUCCAAGCUGCUGGUUAGAGAUGCCAAGAAACGGCUCAGUGCGGCCCAAGUCCUGGAGCAUCCUUGGGUGCAAGGGUGUGCACCAGAUAACACCCUUCCAACCCCCAUCAUCUUACAGAGGAACAGCAGUGCCAAAGAGCUCACCUCCUUCGCUGCCGAGGCCAUUGCUGUCAACCGCCAGCUGAUGCAGCAUGACGAGGACGAGGAGAAGGAGGAGGCCCGACCAAUCAUCAUCAAAGCUACCUCACGUUCGAUGCAGCUGUCUCCCCCUUCGGAGUCCAAGCUGGCCAAACGGAGGCAGAAGAGCAGCAUGACUAAAGGGGUGGCUGCAAACCAGUACCUGGUCGCUCCCUUGGUCCUGGUGGGUGACCAAGCGUGAUCACCUGCCAUCGCUGCUCCCUGCUCUCUGUAUAUACGUAUGUGCUGUAUCUGUAUGUCUUUUUGUUUUUUUGAAAUGCUGUUGCUAGCUAGCAACAAGAUCAGGACUCUCUCCUAUUGGCUGGUUUCCAAGGUUACGCUGAUCUUGUAAAUCUGUUUUGGGGUUUUUGUUCUUUUUUUUUGUUUUUUAUAAACAAAAAAAGGUAUUAAGUCAAGCGUGAGGUUCCUUCACCCAGGGCACAUUCAAGGACAUUGAACCAGAUGAUAGAUGAUUUUUCUUUUCUCUCUCUCUCUCUCUCUCUUUUUCUCUCUCUCUCAACUCUUGAUUUCUCCUUUUUUUUUCUUUUUCUACACCAAAGGACUAUUUGUAUAUGCGGAUGCUUUUACGACUUCAGCUCAUUUCAUACUGUGAAAAAAAAGACAAAAAAAAAAAAAGACCCUUGGUCAUAUUUUCAACAGCAACAGGAAAAACAAAAGUAGCAUUUUAACCUUUAUUUUCCUACUUUGCUGCAGGUUUCUCCCUGGAUUUGGACUUGGUAGAUUCAACCAUGGGUAGCUCUGUCUUGACUUUUUUUUUUUUUUUUUUUAAACACAAAUUCAUUCCAAAGCUGAAUUGGACUGAUCUUUAAUAGCCUAGCGAGAGGAUUCUCCAUGCAUCUGGCCUCUCAGAAGGGAGGGGUAGGGAGACGGAUAGUCUUGAAUUCAAGAGCAUAUUUCCCCCACCCCUUCCCAUGCUGUGUUGACUCCAAAACGCAAUGAAACAUUGCAGUAUUUCUCUUGUUUUAAGGGAGAAAGUCUGACAAACCAUCAUUUAGGAAUUAGCUGGUGUAGAUAGUCUCUGCUUGGCAUUGCAUGGUGGUCCCCUGGCAUUGGAAGGGGAUGUGAUGGCAAAGGCAUGUUCUCUGGUCCUGGGGAUGAAGUACCCUUGGCUCUGGCUGAAGUACUCAGGAGCUGGGGGCGCUCAGCAUUGUACAGGAUUGGGCCUGAACUUUGGAGAAAAGCAUUGUGCUGGCAGAUGGAUUUGUGACUCAAAGGGAGCAGAGACCUGUUCUGCCAAGUGUGACUUUUUUUCCUCUCUGCUUGGAUUUCAGCUCUGCUCCCUGCUCCUGAGUAAGCUAUUAAACCACUUUUUUAGUUUUAGUUGUUUUUUUUUAAAAUUUAAACAGCCUAGUUGCUCAUUGCAAAAGCAAAUCUUGCUUGAUUUGGGCAUUUAGAAAUGUCUUCCUCUGCUCCCCUUGUUCCUGCCCUGUCUUCUAGGCUUGGGGUGGAAGCUGAGCUGUACCUGCCAGAUACUUCCUGGGGGUUAGAUAGUUUGCCAGGUUACAGCUCAAAAGGGGGGAAAAAACCGAAUCUCUCCCAGGCUUCUGAAAUGUUAAUGUUCAGAGUUAGGAAGUAACUCUGCAUUUCAGAUCUGAUUCUGCACCACUGACCUCCAAGGAGGCGUUGCCUUGGACUUUGGUGGGAGCAGGACUCAGCCUUAUCUGAGGGGUGGGAGUGCACAUGUGUUGUUUGUGUGUGUGUGUUUGUGCAGAAGGUGAUGGUGAUGGAUCUCCAGCAGAUAUUAACUUCCUUUGGGGAAAUGGCUAAAAAUGGCUGGACUCACUAGUGGCAGGAUGGGCUCCAGACUCCUGAUUUUUUUUUUUUGAUAAUGCAAGUGUGGCUGGCAAAACCCCUUUAUUUGCAAUAUGGUGCUUUUCUAAAAA
Messenger RNA from Gavialis gangeticus (Gharial), 3164 nucleotides. It is a transcript of the gene MKNK2, whose product is annotated as MAP kinase interacting serine/threonine kinase 2. NCBI's taxonomy places the organism in Eukaryota, Metazoa, Chordata, Crocodylia, Gavialidae. Gene Ontology annotation, cellular component: nucleus; cytoplasm. Gene Ontology annotation, biological process: intracellular signal transduction; protein autophosphorylation; peptidyl-serine phosphorylation. Gene Ontology annotation, molecular function: calcium/calmodulin-dependent protein kinase activity; ATP binding; calcium-dependent protein serine/threonine kinase activity. The transcript is spliced from 13 exons. Bases 59 to 1462 code for a protein of 467 amino acids. The record is from RefSeq and is a predicted model, not a curated record.